Molecule: messenger RNA, 1769 nt
Organism: Diaporthe batatas
Lineage: Eukaryota; Fungi; Ascomycota; Sordariomycetes; Diaporthales; Diaporthaceae
Exons: 5
Coding region: 211-1632 (473 amino acids)
Molecular function (GO): FAD binding; oxidoreductase activity
Source: RefSeq, a predicted model, not a curated record
CGGAAGGAUCGUGAGAACCUCUAGUGCCAAGUUGCCCCAGGGAAUCCCUAAGGAGGUACGGAGCACUCAGAGGCAACAGUGCAUCGCGACAUAUAUUGCCAGCGUAGAAGACGUGCAAAAUGGCCAUGAUGGCGAGGACCAGGACCAAAAGGAGGUUUCCUACACAGGAUCACCACAACGUUCACUCAUCACCGCUUCAAGCACGCUACAAUGCUUCCCAUGGCUUCUCGUGCCGUCAAUCUGACGCUGCUGUUCUCGGCGCAGCUGUCCCCGAACGCCCGCAUCAUCAUGCGGGACGAUCAGCAGUGGGAAACCUUGGUCGAGCAACGAUGGACCGUAUUCGCUCCACCCACCUACCUCGGUGCCAUAAUCCCCGCCACAGAACAAGAUGUUGCCACCAUAGUCCAAGUUGCGAGCGCCAAUGAUAUCCCCUUCAUGGCCACGGGAGGCGGCCACGGCGCAUCUGUGACUUCCGGAACGCUUUACAAUGGUAUCGAGUUGGACCUGAGCAACUUCAAAAGUGUGGAGGUGGAUGUCGCCAACAGCCAGGUUACAAUUGGCGGGUCGACCACCUUUCAGCAGCUGUAUGAGCCUCUCUACGCCGCUGGGAAGGAGAUCCCCACAGCAUCAGGGCCAUGUGUCGGAGUGGUGGGCGCGACCCUUGGGGGUGGUGUCACCCGCAUGGAGGGCAUCCACGGCAUGCUACUCGACUCUUUGUUGUCCGUAAAUCUCGUCACGGCAUCCGGUGACCUGAUCACCGUCUCCGCAACGGAGAACUCGGACUUGUUCUGGGCCAUCCGUGGCGCCGGGUCCAGCUUCGGUAUCGUCACAUCGGCCACCUACAAAGUGUACGACCUGACCAACGACGGGCAAGUAUUCAACGCGGACUUCGAAUUUGCUGCCGCCCAGAACAAGAGUGUCUUCGAGGCUCUUGCAUCCUAUAAUGAUGACAUGCCAGCCAAUCUUGCCAUUGUCCAGAGUGUGUCAAUCAACUCGACUAUUAGAGCCCCAUCCAUCACCAUCAGCACGGUGUUCUAUGGUCCAAAAGAUGAGGGUCUAGCCGCCAUCGCCCCCUUCCUCGCCAUCCCCAACAUCAGGAGCAAUAUUUCAGUCGUUCCCUGGAAUGUGCUCCCCAGCGUCACCGGCUUCGGUACCGAAUCAGCGACUUGCGUGAAAAACCUCCGACUCGAAUUCUACGGCCAAAGUCUACGCAUCGUCAAUGCUGAUACCUUCGGCACAAUCUUCAACCAGCUGGGUGACCUGUACACGCAGAACCUCGGCGCGAACCCUGCAUGGACGGUGCAGAGAUUUUCUAACGCCGGCUCCCUUCUUACAUCGGACGAUCAGACAGCGUACCCCUACCGCAACUUACAAGCUCACGUAUUCAUGUACGCCGUCAUAGCUGACUCGACCCUUGACUCGACCAUGACUUCCUUCUUGGAGAAUGCACGCGACGAGCUCAACGCCACGAGUGGAAACACGCAGCUUUCUGUGUAUGUCAACUAUGCGCACGGCGACGAAGGAGCCGAGGCAUGGUACUCUUCGCGGAAACUCUCGCAGCUUAAGACAUUGAAAAAGAAAUGGGAUCCCGAGGGCUUGUUCAAUUUCACCAAUCCCGUGCCUCUCAUUUAGGGACAUUGUGACACUCGAGCAGGACCUCGCCAGGUCCGAGAAUUUGCACUUGGCAGUCUGCCUGUACGCUAGUGCCUAGGUAGCUUCAAAUUAGUGGAAUUGUCACUUUGUUGCAUCUGCUGUUCAGCAGCGCAUUA